Molecule: messenger RNA, 5335 nt
Organism: Rhinolophus ferrumequinum (greater horseshoe bat)
Lineage: Eukaryota; Metazoa; Chordata; Mammalia; Chiroptera; Rhinolophidae
Product: zinc finger protein 599
Exons: 5
Coding region: 398-2989 (863 amino acids)
Biological process (GO): positive regulation of reciprocal meiotic recombination; regulation of DNA-templated transcription
Cellular component (GO): nucleus
Molecular function (GO): histone H3K4 methyltransferase activity; histone H3K36 methyltransferase activity; recombination hotspot binding
Source: RefSeq, a predicted model, not a curated record
CAGCCCAGGAGAGUGGCGUUUCUUCGGGCCGGGGAGGUGGGGGCCGGAACUUCCUGCGUUUCAGCCCCGCAAGUUAUUUCCCUGGCGGGUCUGGGCGCCCUGGCCGUGGGCGCUUCCCAGGCGUCUUUCCUGGACCGAGUGGGGAAGGACAGCGAGGCCAGGACCCUCCUCCGCGCCUUCGAAUGAGCGGUGACAGCCGUGACGAGGAGUCCGCCAGGGCCCAGACCGGCCGCGCGCUCUCCGCGGGGCCAGAAGGGGAGCCCCGUGCCCCGUGAGCCUUUCACGCCGGGAGACGGAGGCUCGCAGUGUGACCCCAGCCCAGAUCACACCUAGCCCAGGGCAAGGCAAAGCGGGAGGUCGGCUGAGCCCGCGACCCCAGCCUCGGUCACCCACCUCGAUGGCGGCGGCGACUCUGAGCGACCCGGCGCAGGACUGUGUGACCUUUGAGGACGUGACCAUUUACUUCUCCCAGGAAGAGUGGGGACUCCUUGAUGAGGCUCAGAGACUCCUGUACUGUGACGUGAUGCUGGAGAACUUUGCACUGAUAGCCUCACUGGGACUUACAUCUUUCAGGUCCCACGUAGUUGCCCAGCUGGAGAUGGGGGCAGAGCCCUGGGUGCCUGACAGAGUGGACAUGACUUCAGCCAUGGCAAGAGGGGCAUAUAGAGGACCUGGCUCUGAUGUUGGCCGUGGAGCAGAGGGUGAGGGGUCACCUUCUGAGCAUACUGAUUCUGUAGGAGUGUCACAGCACAGGAAUUCAAAGGCAGCUCUAUCCACCCAGAAGGACUACUCUUGUGACAUGUGUGACCUACACUUGAAAGACAUUUUGCACCUGGCUGAACACCAGGCAACAUAUCCCAGUCAGAAACCAUACGUGUAUGAGGCAAGUGGGAGAGAGUUCGAGCUCAAUGCAGACUUUCACCAGCAAAAACUGCAGCAGAAGUCUAUCAGAAGGGAGGAGGGUAGGGCCUCGCUUGUGAAGAGCUGCAGAGAUGACACAUCUGAGAGACCUUUCACAUUCAGGGAGGGUGGGAAGGACUUUGUGGCCAGAUCUGGCUUUCUGCAGCAUCAGGUCGUCCACAGUGUGGAGGAGCCAAAGCAGGGCACCGAAGGUGUGGGGGAUUUUCACACCAUGCAAAGCCAUAACACCUACAGUGAACCUGGGGACGCUUUCAGUGACAAAGCCACACUUGCUCAGCACCAGAGAACCCACACUGGAGAAAGGCCUUAUGAGUGCAGCAAAUGUGGGAUAUUCUUUAGCCACACUGCUGGCCUUUUUCAACACCAGAGAGAUCACAAUAGAGGAAAGCCUUAUGAGUGCUGCGAAUGUGGGAAAUUCUUUAGCCAACACGCCAGUCUCAUUAAACAUCAGAGGGUUCACACUGGUGAAAGCCCUCAUGUGUGCAAUGAAUGUGGGAAAUUCUUUAGCCGAAGCUCCAACCUCAUUCAACAUAAGAGGGUUCACACUGGCGAAAAGCCUUAUAAGUGCAAUGAAUGUGGGAAAUUUUUUAGCCAACGUUCCAACCUCAUUCAUCAUAAGAGGGUUCACACUGGUAAAAGUGCUCAUGAGUGCAGUGAAUGUGGGAAAUCCUUCAGCUGCAACUCCAGCCUAAUUAAACAUUGGAGAGUUCACACUGGAGAAAGACCUUAUAAAUGCAAUGAAUGUGGGAAAUUCUUUAGCCACAUCGCCAGUCUCAUCCAACAUCAGAUAGUUCACACUGGUGAACGGCCUUAUGGGUGCAGCGAAUGUGGGAAAGCCUUCAGCCGAAGCUCCGACCUCAUGAAACAUCAGAGAGUCCACACUGGUGAACGACCUUAUCAGUGCCCUGAAUGUGGGAAAUCAUUUAGCCAAAGCUCCAGCCUCAACAGUCAUCGGAGACUUCACACUGGCGAACGGCCUUAUCAGUGCCCUGAAUGUGGGAAAUUCUUUAACCAAAGCUCUAGUCUCAAUAACCAUCGGAGACUUCACACCGGUGAGCGGCCUUAUGAAUGCCUCGAAUGUGGGAAAACCUUCAGACAAAGGUCUAAUCUGAGGCAGCAUCAGAAAAUUCAUGCUGGAGUGAAGCCCUAUGAAUGCAAUGAAUGUGGGAAAGCCUGUCGCUAUAUGGCAGACUUUAUUCGACAUAUGAGGUUUCACACUGGGGAACAACCAUACAAGUGUAUCGAGUGUGGGAAGGCCUUCAAACGCAGGUCUCACCUCACAGAGCACCAGCGUAUUCACACUGGAGAUAAGCCCUAUGAGUGCAAAGAAUGUGGUAAAGCUUUCACCCACCGCUCCACUUUCAUCCAGCAUAAUAUGACCCACACAGGAGAAAAACCCUUUCUGUGCAAAGAAUGUGGAAAAGCUUUUUGUCUCAACUCAUCCUUCACUCAACACAUGAGGAUUCACACUGGCGAGAAACCUUAUGAGUGCAGUGAAUGUGGAAAGGCCUUUACUUAUCGCUCUACUUUCAUCCGGCAUAAGAGGACCCAUACUGGAGAGAAGCCCUUUGAGUGCAAAGAAUGUGGCAAAGCCUUUUGUGACAGUUCUUCCUUAAUUCAACACAUGAGGAUUCACACUAGUGAGAGGCCCUAUGAGUGCAGGGAAUGUGGAAAGGCCUUUACACACCACUCUGUUUUUAUCCGACAUAAUAGAACCCACAGUGGAGAAAAGUCCUUGGAGUGUAAAGUAUGUGCAAAAGUCUUUUACUAUAGCUCUUCCUUUACUCGACACAUGAGGAUUCACACCGGAGAGAAGCCCUAUGUAUGCAGAGAAUGUGGAAAGGCCUUUUCCCAACCUGCAAAUUUUGUUCGGCAUAAUAGGAUCCACACUGGAGAAAAACCUUAUGAGUGCAAAGAAUGUGAAAAGGCCUUUUGUGACAACUUUGCUUUAACUCAGCACAUGAGAACUCACACUGGAGAGAAACCCUUUGAAUGUAGUGAAUGUGGAAAGGUCUUCAGCCACAGUUCCUCGUUUACUCACCAUCGAAAGAUUCAUACCAGAGUUUAAAAGGAAGUUUUUUGUAGGAAGGUUUUUGCAAGUGUGUUCACCUCAGUCGAUUUUAGUGAACUCAUACUGGUGAAAUACCUUUCCUUUUAAAUAUAACCAAUUAAAUAUACACAUUAACUAAAAUUCUACUUUUGAUGGAGCUGCAGGAUGUGUGAUGGGCCAGUGCACUGUGUGGAUAAACCUCUUGGAGCACCUGGCUCAGGUGAACAGAGACGGCACCACUGGGUCCCACAGGACAUUUACUGCAUAAGGCCAUCCUGCCAAAACUGGGAGAUGUAGCACAUCUACUUAAUACACAGAAACAAACCAAGGGAGACGGCCAAAAUGAGGAGACAAACAUGCAGUGUUUAGAAGGUUGAGAAAUUCUAACCAAAAUUUAAAACACUCAACUAGAACAUUUUUAGAAAACAGGAGAAAAUCUUUUGUGUUCCUGCUGAACUCUUCUCAUGGUUUCAUAGAAUCAUAAUUGAAUAAAAAUGUCCAUGGUGCCCUACCUGUGCCUCUGGCCCUGUUACCCCACUCCAUCAAUUAUCAAUUGCUGUUCUCUCUGGCCACACUAGCCUGGACCUGGUUCCAGCCAACCUCAGGGACAUAGAUGUGCAGUUCUCUUUUCUGGGACGGCCAGGCCCCACCUUUGAACCUCGGUAGGGCUCCUGCGUGUUCCCUAGGUCUGCAUAUCACCUAGCUUAUGUUCCUCAAAGGUAGACAGGACAGUGUUUUGGAAUAAAGAGUACUUUUAAUAAUUGUUGGUAGAGGUACCCUCAAUGGUCUAACUUUGGAUGUUAUAAAAAACACAUAAAGGGGGUAAGUCCUUUUUAUCCCUCAUAUCCCAAUCCCCCCACCUCAAAAUAGCCAGUUGUUAUAAGCGUGUCAGGGAAAUUGGAAAGAAGCCAUACACACAUUUCCAUUUCCUUUCUCUCCUACCUCUUCUUUUAAAAUACUCUUCAGAUGGAUUUAUAGUAUAAACAUGAGGAGAUUAUUUUAUACAGUUUUCCUAAAUGCAUGAUAACCACUGAGUCUCUCUCAUGGAAAAUUCUCAGGUGUAGUGGAAGGCUCUAGGCUGGGUCAAUUUCUAAUAUGACCGUUUAGAUAACAAGUGAUUAGCUGCCACAGAAAACUUUUACAGGCAUGACAAUUAUGUUUCUCUUCAGUAUGAAUUAUCAGAUACUGAGAAAGAUAUUUCUCUGGCCCAAAGAUUAUCCUGAAUAGUUAACCUUCAGCUUUAUUUUCUAGGAAUUACUUUACAGGACUGUACUGAACAGCAUAGUGUGUAUGUUCACAGAACUAUGCCGUGUGUACUAUUUUAUUGUUUGAGUACUGUACGUAUGUACUGUUUGUACACGUGGAUGACAGAGAGUUAAAGCACUACAAUAACAAGAGUACAUUACACAAAAGACGUAAUUGAAAUAUUUUUGUUAUAAUGAAAUAUUGCAUAUAAUUUAUUUAUAAGAAACAUAUAUAAGGUGCGUUUAAACAGAAAAAAAACAUUCCAUAAAAGGUCAUGUACUGAUUAGUUGUGGUGACCAGAGACUCACAGGAACCUGAACCUGUAUUUCCCCUAUGUAGCAGUGGCUCAGUAUUUACUAAAUCAGCCUUUGGAUUAUUUUUUAAUUCCUUUUUAUGUCCUCUUAUUGAUUUAUUAGCUUUUUUAAGUUUAGUGAUUGAUUUAGAGUUUGUGGUAUACAUCAGAGGUUGGAAACUUUCUCUCUCAUUGGCCAAAUAGUAAAUAUUUUAGGCCAAGAGUCAAAAAUAAAGGAUGUUAUAGCAGCACACAUGUAACAAUUGAGAAACAAAUUUCUACACAUUUUUAAUUCUUAAAAUUCAAAAUAUAAUAAUGAUUGAGUGUAUAGUUUUGCAAUAUAGGUCUACCAGUACAAUGUAUAUUAUUAUUUUGGGGAGAGCUAACAUUUCACUUAAUGAGAUAAAAGUUAAUGUUUCUUAUCAAAAUAGAUGACAAAUGUUCAUGUGUUAAUGUAUAUCUGAAUUUAUUUCACCUAUUUCAUCUUUUUAAAAAAAUUAACAAUGAAUUUUAAUAAAAUGCAAUAUAGCACUCAUAAAAUGUUACUAUUUCAUCUUUUAAAGUGUCUCUACACAUGACAUCAGUACUGUCAAAUAUUGACAACAUUCCAUGACUAUACAAUUUCAAUAGACUAUAUUUAUCACUUGGGUGGUAUGUAUAGAAUUCCAUUAGAUUCUUCUCUUGAUAUUUGCCUUUUUUGCAUGUGAUUACAUUGCAGAUUAAUCACUUCCAAUUCAGGUUAUUUCCUAAAUGUGGAAAUUUCUCAGUGGCACAGUUAAAUGAAUUUAUACAUAAGGAAAUUUCCUUUGCAAAGUUACAUCAAGUCU